UCCGGGUAGAUAAACCAACUGUUCUUACUAAACCGCCGAACCCUAGAGAAACGAAAGUUGCAGCGUUUGCAGUUCCAAAGCAAUGUCAGACUACCUUCCCGAAGAAAUCAUACACAAAAUCCUGUUGAAGUUGCCUGUCAAAACCCUAAUCAAAUCCACCCUCGUCUGCAAGUCAUGGAAGUCACUCAUCAAAUCCUCUACCUUCAUUCAGUCCCAUCUCCGCACCACAAUCGACUCCAACGACCAAAACGACUCUCACCUCCUCCUUCUCAGCGCUUCCUCUUACAACCGCAUAGACGAAACUAGUCAUCAGCAUCACUGGUUGCAUUGGGAUAGCCCCGAAUUCGGUGAAUACUCCAUGCUAUCAACUCCAGUCAUUUUCUUGAAAAACAAACCCGUUUCCGAUCUCGGUGUGGUCGGAACUAGUAAUGGGCUGGUAUGCCUUGAGGCUGAUCAGUUCUAUAGUGAUCGUUCUCCCACCUUGAUUUGGAACCCAUCUAUUAGAAAAGUUGUCAUGUUGCCUACACCACCUGUCUGUUUUACCUCCACCAAGUAUGACAAGUACACAACGCAUGGCUUUGGCUAUGAUGUACAUUCCAAUGACUACAAGAUUUUAAGAGUUGUGACUCUUCUUGAUGAUCAUUCAGACUUGUCCCGGUUUGCAACCGCGGUUCAGGUUUACUCUUUAGCCAGGGGAUCCUGGAAGAGUCUUAGUGCUUCGGUUAUACCUGUGGAUUUGCAGGGUGGUUCCGAACGUCCUGCUUUUGUUAAUGGUAAUUUCCAUACGCUUGAAGCCCGUUUAAGUGUGUAUUACAAUGACCAUUACGAGGAGCACCAUAAGUGUGGCGGAGACUCGUUCAUCGGCACCUUCAAUCUGGCAACUGAAGCAUUUGGCGAGAUAAUGAGACCGGAAGCUUUGCGAGGAGGCAGUUGCUCUAUAUCAAGAUAUGGGGACUCCCUUGCUUUGAUUAAGCAUUUAAUUAUGAUUUCAGAGAUCUAGUUAAUCGCGGUUGUGACAUUUGGGUUAUGAAACCAUAUGGUGUUGCAGAGUCGUGGACUUAUUUGUUCAAUAUAUCUGUGGUUCAGGCUAGUAUAUAUGGUUUUAAAAGAUGUGGGGAAGUUGUGCUAAUGGAGAAUAAUGAGCGUGGUCGGUCAAGAAUGAUUUCGUUCGAUCCUAAGACUAAUCAAGUUAAAGUUUUUGGAACUGAGGAUUAUAUUUACGACUUCAUGGAUUCUUUUGUAGAGAGUCUCGUCUUGCUUGACCACGCCAAUGCCAUUUCUUACCAAGUAGCAAGGACAAAAAAAAUAAGGCGGUGACCAUGAGUAGCAUGACUAGUAUCUCAAUCCUGUGAACUUGAUCUUGAACUUCUCAUCUGAAAUACUGAUUAUAUUAAUUUUCUGUAGCUUCCCUGUUUAGAGAUCCUUGUUGCCAGUGUUUAUAUAUAACUCUUUCUGGUUUUUUUCCGUAGUUCUAGUGUAAGUGUUUAUUCAGCUAAUGUAAACUUAUUUCAAUGUUUGUGAAAAAUGACGAUCGAACUAAGCAUUGAAGUAUUAGAAGUAGCAGUUCACGAAAUACAAAUGUCUGUCAUUUUGCAAUAGUUGAUAUAUACUAGGCAUCUGCAGCAGGGGAAGUAGAACGGCUAACCAAUUCCUUUCCUAAAAGCUAAAACACAGCAAAUUACCUGCUAGCAUCGAGGGUACAAAUGACCUUUCAAACCUUGAAACUAUGCCUCAGUUCUCUUCUAAUGGUUUUUGCAGUUUUCUCCUUGUUUCUUUUAACUAGAUAUCUCUGUAUUGUUGUCCUUGCAUCAGUCUCUUUAUAUAUGUCAUGCUAGCUAGCUUCAUAUGUUAUACAAAGUAAGGUAGCUAAUGACUUCAUCCGUCCGCUUACAGCUCUAUCAAGUUGCAGUUAUAAUAUACCCUCACUUCUCUACUUGAUGAUUAGGUAUAUAUAGCGCUUCUUGAGCAUCUUAAAAAGAAUUCGUUCUUUCCAAUUAUAUUAAUAUCAACUUCUCUCGUGAUAUUAUUAUGUUAUAUGCUGUGAAGAUGAGAAUAAACUAGUGAAGGUACAUACCAGAGACAGUACAUACUCUCAUUGAAGGAAUGAGAGAAUUUUGUUGCCUGCGGUAGCUUUUGGAUCUGAGGUCUAUUCCAAUAAAUGUGUAAGAAG
Molecule: messenger RNA, 2170 nt
Organism: Rosa rugosa (rugosa rose)
Lineage: Eukaryota; Viridiplantae; Streptophyta; Magnoliopsida; Rosales; Rosaceae
Product: F-box protein CPR1-like
Exons: 2
Coding region: 83-1000 (305 amino acids)
Molecular function (GO): protein binding
Source: RefSeq, a predicted model, not a curated record